Molecule: messenger RNA, 1114 nt
Organism: Lampris incognitus (smalleye Pacific opah)
Lineage: Eukaryota; Metazoa; Chordata; Actinopteri; Lampriformes; Lampridae
Gene: acer3
Product: alkaline ceramidase 3
Exons: 11
Coding region: 1-804 (267 amino acids)
Biological process (GO): ceramide metabolic process; phytosphingosine biosynthetic process
Cellular component (GO): endoplasmic reticulum membrane
Source: RefSeq, a predicted model, not a curated record
AUGGCUCCCUCGAUAGACAGGCAGGGAUACUGGGGGCGGCCGACUUCCACGCUGGACUGGUGCGAGGAGAACUAUGUCGUCUCCUUCUACAUCGCCGAGUUCUGGAACACUGUCAGUAACCUGAUUAUGAUCCUUCCUCCCAUUUAUGGUGCCAUCCAGACGUUUCAGGAUGGCCUUGAGUUCCGCUACAUCUGUUCUUUCCUGGGACUUGCAGCUGUCGGCGUUGGUUCCUGGUGCUUCCACAUGACGUUGCUGUAUGAGAUGCAGUUACUGGACGAGCUGCCAAUGAUUUACAGCACAUGCGUCUUCGUCUACUGUCUGUACGAGUGCUUCAAGCAAGAGAACGCCAUCAGUUUAUUUUCUAUACUCUUAUUGUUCAUCUUCAGUGCCUCCGUCAGUGUGGUGUACCUGCAGUGGAAGGAGCCAGUCUUUCAUCAGGUCAUGUACGGCGCUCUCGUGGCUUGCCUCGUCAUCCGAUCUGUCUUCAUAGUUACAUGGGUGUACCCCUGGCUAAGGCCCCUGUGUUAUACCUCCUUAUGUGUUUUCAUGUUAGGGUUCCUACUCUGGAAUAUCGACAAUCUCCUCUGUGACUCUUUAAGAGCCAGUAGACAAACACUGCCCCCAGGUGUCGGGAUAGUAACACAGUUCCACGCUUGGUGGCACAUCCUGACAGGCCUGGGAUCCUACCUGCACAUACUUCUCAGCCUCCAGAUCAGAUCAAGCUACCUCAAGCACAGACCAAAAGUGAAGUUUUUAUGUGGCGUGUGGCCAACACUGCACAUCGAGCCUCAGAAGACAAGCUGAAGUGAUGGGGACCAUUCAAGGGUGGUGACUGUCAUAUCCAGGCAUCAUCAGCAAAGGGACCUGCCAAUGUCCUUCUCCCUCUGCUAGGUACUGAGCUCACAUCCGGAGGGCAGGUGUGCCCCAAGGCACCGCCUCGAGAAACCCUUGGUUCUGUUUCGUGGGGAUUUGCUUUAUGCAGUAUGGCACUGAGAAGUGUCAUGAAAUGGGAACUUAUUCCAAUGAUCAUACCUGAUUUGAUUAGUUUUUUUUUUUUUGUAACGUUAUUGAAUUACUGUAAUUUCAUUUGCUCAUCAUUUGUUCGAUGCAAAUA